AUUGUGAGAUCCAGAUUGAGACAGAACUGCUGUCCGUUAUUCAGACACUGAUUCUCAUUGCUGUGAGAGCAACGUCGUGUGUUGUGCGUCGUGUUAUUUCGUGAUAUUACACUCGAAAACAUUAAUCAUUCAUCCCGUGUUUACGCUCUAGACGUCACAGGCUUAGCAGCCUCGUGGUUAACAGUUAAACCUGUAAAAUAAGCGGAACUGGUCUUAACUGUGCCUACAGCAGGGCUCGUAAGACCUGUAGGCGUCUUCUCAAAUUCCCACAUCCGCGCUGAACGAGCCAUUGAAGCGGAAGAGCUGUGCCAUGGCGUCCACCGUCCCGGUUCUCCUGCUCCUGUCUGCGGUUUUAUUCACGGCGACAUUCGCCGACGAUGACUGCAAAAGCUACAUUACCAGCACUGGUGUGCUGAAGCCCUCCAUUAAAUGUGGGUAUUUUGAAUUCUGUUGUGGGACGUGUGAUGAUCGAUCCUGCUGCUCCAAUCCAUUGAGGAAGUUAUCCGAAGAUGCUCAAGAGGACUGUUUUUUCAAUGAUUAUAAGUCUAUUGCUGUCGGUGUGACAGUAGCGGGGAUCGUGAUCUUAAUCAUUAUGUUCAUCGUCUGCUGCGUCUGCCCCUGCUGCUGCCUCUACAAAAUGUGCCGAACACCCAGACCUGUUAUGGGAGCAACGACCACUACAGUCGUAAACACCACAGUACCUCAGCAGCCUGUUGUGCAGGGAGGUCAGUACCCGCCGUACCAGCCCAUACCGUCUCAGGCCGGGUACGCCGGCACGCCAGCUUAUGGAGGACAACCCAUGCCUACAGGACCAUAUCAGGGCCAGCCAUAUCAAGCGGGACCACCACCCCCAUAUCAGCAGACCGGAGGCCCAGGAUAUCCUGUUUCCUACAGCCAGGCUGCGUAUGAUGGUGGGCAGGCUGCGUACCCCAUACAACCACCAGUUCAGCCCGGCUUCGCUCACACACCACCCCCACCAACAGACUAGCUCGACUCAACCGGCUUACAACCCCGCCUACAUGGAGCAACCAAAGACCGGCUACUAAACCACAACCUGGAUUGUUGAUUGUUACGUAGUUUUAUCCUACAAUUGCGCAGUGUACAUCUACUGUUGACGGCAUCCUCUAAUAAAUCUGGGUCAGGAAUUAAAUGAUCAGCGUUCGCUAUCAUUGUGUGCUUGUGGUGCUAUCAUUGUUUUCUCUACACUUAAUUUUAUAUAAAUAUAUUUUUAUUUACUCCAGCCAUUGUGCAUGACUCCAAGCCAUAUAAUGCUUUUUUG
Cyprinus carpio (common carp) is the source of this 1279-nucleotide messenger RNA. Its product is annotated as protein shisa-5-like. The record is from RefSeq and is a predicted model, not a curated record. Lineage: Eukaryota; Metazoa; Chordata; Actinopteri; Cypriniformes; Cyprinidae.